AUGGCGGGGAGUUCCUUCCUCCAGGGUUUGCUUUGCCCCCGGUUCGGCUGGGAACGGCCCCGGUUCGGCCGGGAGCACCCCCGGCUCGGCCGGGAAUGGCCCGGGAUCGGCCGCCCCUCUCCUCCCGUGCCCGUGGGCGAGCACGUAACGUGGCGCGCCGCCGUUGGCAGCGACGCGGCCGGCAGGGAUUCCCAGUUGCUCACAUUUGAGGACAGUGACCCGCAGGAACCACUUGAGCUGGCAGUUAAAGAAGUUGUUAGUGUUGUAAAAUCAGCACAAGAGAAGGUGGUUUCCUGUAAUGYCGUGGGAGACUCCGUUACGUUCCUCGUCAGUGUGGCUCCUACUUCCCCUGCUGCUGCUGCGGAGAGUCAGUCGUACAGCGUGAAGCUGUCGCCCCUUCACUUGCAGCUUCAGCUCCAYGUGAAGGACAAGGGAGAAGAUGUCAGAGUCGAGUGGUUCCUCAUUAAUGCCUCUGAAACCAAUUUUGAUAUCCAGCCCUYGGUGCAGGAGGGACAGACAACAGGGACAAGUGCAAUAUCUGAAUCGCUCAGAGAUGUUUUGAAGAACCUCUUUAGUUCAGUUUCUGCAGCCGUAGUGCUGAGUGCAAAGCCURCAGAUAUAAAGGAUGUGCAGAGCGUGCAGAGCACCAGCGCGGUCCCUCAGGGCACCAGUCCGCCCAAGCCUCCCAGGGCUCACGAGCUGAAGCUCCUCGUCAAGAACAUCACAGUCAACCUACCUGAUCACAGUGCUGCAGGCAGCACAAACCUCAUGUGUAUACUUCAGUUGAAUGACCCUAUGCAGAAGUUUUCCAGCUCUGUAGCCAAAAAUGCUGCAAAUCUCUUUUGGAAAGAAGAGUUUAUCUUUGAAUUAAGUGCCAAAUCAAAAGCAUUGCAACUGCAAAUUGUAGAAGAUGGAAAGUCGGAAAGUGCUUGGCUGGCCAGGGCGACGGCUCCUCUGGACCUCUUCAGGAAGCAGCCCGCGGGGCAGCAGAGCUGGGCGCUGAGCGGCCCCACGCCGGGGCCGCCCCUCGGAUCCCUCUCCGCAGAGUUCUCUUUUGUGGAACCGAAUGAACUGAAGGCUUGGCAGACUUCAUCGCCGCUGCCAGCCGCCAAGAUAGAGAAGGAUCGAACGGUGAUGCCCUGUGGGACUGUGGUCACCACUGUAACCGCUGUGAAAACCAAACCUCGCCUCGAAGGGAGGGCUUCUCCRCUGAGCACGGAUUCUCCUGUGAAAACUCCAGUUAAAGUGAAGGUGAUUGAAAAGGAUUUCUCUGUUCAAGCUGUCCAUUCCCAUGGUGCUCCAGUCAGCAAAACUUUGUCAUCUUCAGAUACAGAGCUGCUGGUUUUGAAUGGCACUGACCCUGUGGCAGAAGCAGCUAUUCGACAGCUAAGCGAGUCUGCAAAGCAGAAGCUGAAGUCUCCUAGAAAGAAAAGCACCAUUAUCAUAUCAGGGGUGUCAAAGGUCUCUCUCUCUCAGGACGGCGAAGCCGCGCUCAUGAGGGACUACGCGGCAGCCAUGGAGGGCGCCCGCCCGCAGGCACAGGCGCCUCGCGAGCAGGAGCGCCGGGCCGCCGUCGCCGCCGAGGAGAAGCUCCCGGCGAGUGCUGCGGAAGCGGCCCCCGCUGCCGACCCCCAGCACGGGGAGCGCGAGGCCGGGGGCUCCGAGGACGGCAGCCAGCAGUGGGAUGGCGGCAGCGACGGCAACGCGCUGCGGGAGCAGGCGGCGUGCGGAGAAAUGUCGGGGAGCUCGCUGAGCGUCUCCGAGAGCGGCAGCCUGAAAAAGUCUAAAGGUGGGAUUCUGAAGAAAAGCGCCAAGCUGUUCUUCCGGCGGCGGCACCAGCAGAAGGAGCCGGGCAUGAGUCAGUCGCACAACGACCUCGUCUACCUGCAGCAGCCGCUGGCGGAGGAGGCGCGCAGGAAGGGGGGCACCCUCUCCCGCAUCCUCAGCAGGAAGCUCCUUGCCAGGAACAAAAGCAAGAGCAAACUGAACGGUGCUUCGGCAGAGCCGUGCCCCUGAGGCUGGACGCGCUCUCCUGGGACACGUCAGUGGAGCAGAUGUUUACAGAGCAGCGCGAGAGAACCUCUGUGCAGCCACCGACUUGCAUAACGUGCUGCCCGCCAAUGCGGUGGCCCAGGAAUAAAGGGGGAGGUUGCCUUCGGUUUAUUUUCCCAGCACGCUUCCCKUGAGAAUUCAUGAGCUGCAACUCCAAAUCCGAGAAGCGGGAAUUCUGUCGUGGCAGCAUUUGGUUUGUUGUGCAGGAUGAGGGAAGGCUGGGAAUGGUGCAGGCGGGAGGGCUUUUUGGGAGCCCCUGGUUUACGCUGGGGGAGAAUGAAGAACUGAACCCGCCUCCCUGCUGUGCGGCUGAGGUGACCCCCAGUGCGCUUCCUGAGCCGGUGUGCACCACGGACAGCGGCAGCGCGAGUCGUGGCUUGGCUGACUGGUCGGGCUGAGGAUGAGAGAGAGGCCCCUUGGCCUGGCGGUUGGGAAGCGGGUAAGUUUCCAGAGGCAGGACUGAGCUGCUGAGUAAGAUAGCCUGCUGCAAUAACGCCAGCCUGCUGCAUUAACUGCUCAGUCCGGGUAGGCGGAGAGAUGCCUUUGAUAGUAGCCAUAAGUCGGUAAAUUAUGCAAAUAUUUAUCCUAGCAUAUUGUAUAAUAUUCUGUGCACAAGUUAUGCUUAAAAACCAGAACGUUUUCCAAGUCUCCCCAAGUCUACGUGCAAGGAAAAGAUCUGAAAAAUCCCCUGCACAGCUGCUCUGCCCUGUGUGAGGAGCUGCAUUGCUAAUGCAGCAGCUUGGCUGAGGAGCUCUAAUUCCSUCUCUCGAGUUCCUGUCUAACAAGUACAUUAAUCAUCGUAUCAACUGCAAAGGUAGGAGCAAUGUGUUGAACAGAGCAUGUUUAACCCUACACAAGCUUUUCGUUGGCUUGUUUUCGAUGCCAAACACUUAUUGAGAUCUCAGAAAAUGCACUUGUGAAGACAGCUUUAAAAAUAAUAAUAAUAAUAAUAAUAAUCCCCUAACUUCAGUUUCUAGAGGUAUCAGUGUUACUGUGUGGUGAGUGGUUGGUUGGGCUUUUGACUUCUGGUUGACUUUGUCCUCAUGAAAUGUAGCAAUCGUCUCCUUUAAAUUAAAAUGAGAAAAAAAAAAAGAUGAAAGUAAAGGUAUAGGUUUGAGGGKUUUUUUUAGAUAUUUAAAUUAGUAAAAUAUCAGUUGGUAUUGCACAGGGAACAUCUGCGCAUACCUGUACUUUUCCAUCAUAUGCAUUCCUACAGAGAACGAAGGACCAAACCUGUUCUCUUCAGCAAAUAAAACCCUCAUUCCAGAAAGCUACUGACAUAAAUGGAUGAUAAUUUGUGCCUGCUUUGCCAACGGUGAUUUUUUUUCCCUUAAAAGGCUUCUUGUUUGCAUUAACAAAAAUGACAGAUAAUUGGGCUUACACAUUAAAGCAUCCCUAGGAUGCUUCAGAAAUAUAAAUUCGGUGAGGAAAAAAAAAAACAGAAAUACAUUUCAAAAAAUCUGGUGGGUUCUGAGUUCCCUGGCAAAUCUCUUUGCAAAGAUUAUAAAUCCUUAGAAUUUUUUUUUAAUUUUACCAAAAAUUAUUGCAAGAAAUGAGCUGCCAAAAUUUUAACUGAGCCUCUUGUUGAAAGAUACAGUGUUCAUGUAGCCUAGUAAAAUCACUGUGRUAGUGCAGUCCAGACUACCAAACAGACGUCUCUUUAAGCGUUCUGCUUAGCAUGAAAACACUUGAAAGCAUUUUAAUAUUCCCUAUUUAAAAAAUUUUUGUUACACAUGAGUAUUGUAGACCUUUAAUGUGCUUGGAAAUCCCAGGUCAGUCAAKAGGGGUUUGUCCUGCUUAAAUGUGCUUGGGAGCUUCUCCCCCGUGUCCAUUUAACACACGGUAGGAGCUGGGCUUCUUCGUUUGCUCUAGAGCUUUGCCAGACUAAUGUUCCCUCAUCCACUUUUUCCAUUGACCCUGGGAGGAGCUUGUUGUGUGACGGGGGAGAAAUGAAGUCCCUGUAGCGUUUAAAGGCUUGGCCUUGUUUGCUGAAGGAGAAGACGACAACUGGGCAUCGAGCUCCAGAAAUCCCAGCGUAAUUAAGGGGAGACGAAGUUCUGUGUUUAGCACCCCUUACACCAGAAGCUAGCAGCUGUAGAAUUGGGGGGUGCAGAGGGGUUAUUUAUCACUACUUGAAGCCUGUUCAAAUCACUGAACUGGGAUUUUUAUUUUACAGAACUUUUUUACUGUAGAAUGUGGUGGAAUUAGCACUGAGUAACUUGCGGAGCACGGGAGCAGGGUUUGCUUGUACGUUACUCCAAAGAAAAAUAAGCCCUGAAGGUGGUGUAUUUUUUUUAACCUUUCUUGAAAUCUUGGUGAUUGCCUAAAUGCAUGUCUUAAUGGUGGGAACGGAGAGCAUUCMAUGCGGCAAACCGUUCAUAAGUUUGAGCUUGUAUAUACUGAGAGUUAAUUAUUCGGAUGAGGAAAACAAGGCAUUUGGGGUAAAAAGGGAACCUGGUUUUGCAAUUGCCUUCACUCCUCAGGAAAAUAAACACUGUUUGGUUUGACGAUGUGUUUGACCUCUACCUGGCUGCUGUGUUCCUUGCUUCUUCCUACAGCUCUGCGAGUAAUUUCUGUAAAAUAACAAGCAUUAAACGCAGUGGAGAGCUGAACUCUUCAMUAGUGCUAACCUGAAAGACCCAUAAUCCUGACCCCGUUCCUCCUUCCCAGGAGGCUGCCRUGUGGGAGCGGGAGAUUGAGCCUGUACUUGGCGUGGGUGCGAGUGGGUCCCGACACGCGUGUGAGCGGCGCUGCGGCUCGGAGGAGGGAGGACUGGGCUCCUCGUGUGGCCCAGUUAAUGCAGGCGCCAAUCCUGCCACGUGCUCAGUAUUUCCCCUGCACUGGUCUGAAAGGUGCCGAGGGGAACCCCCCGAAUUAUUAAGACUGCAGUCAUAAAAAUGUUAAUAAGGAGCGCACGGCAGAUCAAAUCUCUGCAUUAUACUACACAGAGAACUUCUUUCUCUCUCCUCCAGUUACUUCAGAGCGAUACUUUGGAAGCCAUUUAUACAAUCUUUCUUCUUUUUUGCCCCUUUUCUUACCAUUCUGUGUUUCUGGAUAUUAUGUAUACCAAAGAAAGCAUGGCAUUUAUUUUAUAAGGAUAACACUGUGAAGUUUUUUCCUUCUAAAGAUUCUCUCUGCCCAUAAUGGAGUAAUCUUAACCUGUGUUUAUGUGGUUUGUUUUGCUUUACGGUAUCUUAGCUUUUCAUUUGCCUAGCAGGAGAAAACUUGCCUCCUCACCUAAGCAAGACUUGCRUCAGCAAAUGGAAAAUGUGAAUCUUUGAAAUUUGAAAAAUGGAAUUUUUGCCAAGAUCUACAGGAACUGA
Nothoprocta perdicaria is the source of this 5375-nucleotide messenger RNA. RefSeq names its product C2 calcium dependent domain containing 2 (gene C2CD2). Bases 1 to 2016 code for a protein of 671 amino acids. Lineage: Eukaryota; Metazoa; Chordata; Aves; Tinamiformes; Tinamidae. The transcript has 14 exons. The record is from RefSeq and is a predicted model, not a curated record.